Crotalus tigris (Tiger rattlesnake) is the source of this 5151-nucleotide messenger RNA. RefSeq names its product myotubularin related protein 6 (gene MTMR6). The coding region runs from base 117 to 1970 and encodes 617 amino acids. Lineage: Eukaryota; Metazoa; Chordata; Lepidosauria; Squamata; Viperidae. The transcript has 14 exons. Gene Ontology annotation, biological process: dephosphorylation. Gene Ontology annotation, cellular component: nuclear envelope. Gene Ontology annotation, molecular function: phosphatidylinositol-3,5-bisphosphate phosphatase activity. The record is from RefSeq and is a predicted model, not a curated record.
UUCGGUUAUCAGGAAGUGUCUGCUGGAGACGCCGGGUUUGCUUCCAGUUAGAAACAGGCGGUGGUUGUUGUUGGUGGUUCCGGUGGCUGUUGGACUGAUCUGGGCGUGGUGGCAUCAUGGAGCACAUCCGCACCACGAAGGUUGAACAGGUAAAAUUACUAGACCGAUUCAGUACAAACAUCAAGUCACAAAUGGGAACUCUUUACCUUACAGCAACUCACUUGUUAUUUAUAGAUUCCAGCGAGAAAGAGACAUGGAUAUUACACCAUCAUAUUGCUGCAGUGGAGAAACUUGCUUUGACUACUUCUGGCUGCCCCUUAGUAAUUCAGUGCAAGAACUUCAGAAUAGUUCACUUCAUUGUUCCUAGAGAAAGAGACUGCCAUGAUAUUUAUAAUUCUUUGCUUCAGCUGUCAAAACCAGCAAGAUACGAUGAAUUAUAUGCCUUUUCAUAUAAUCCAAAACAAAACGAGGAAGAGAGGGUGCGAGGCUGGCAAAUCAUUGACCUCACAGAAGAAUACAAUCGGAUGGGUGUGCCUAACUCUGAAUGGCAAUUAUCAGAUGCAAACCACGAUUAUAAGAUUUGCGAGACAUAUCCUAGAGACCUUUAUGUUCCCAGGAGUGCAAGCAAGCCCAUAAUUGUUGGCAGUUCUAAAUUCCGAAGCAAAGGAAGGUUCCCUGUGCUCUCAUAUUAUCAUAAAGAUAAUGAGGCCACCAUUUGCAGAUGUAGUCAGCCUCUCUCAGGAUUCAGUGCCAGAUGUCUGGAGGAUGAACACAUGUUGCAAGCAAUAAGUAAAGCUAAUCCCACUAACCACUAUAUGUAUGUCAUGGACACCAGACCAAAGCUGAAUGCAAUGGCCAAUAGAGCAGCAGGUAAAGGGUAUGAAAAUGAAGAUAAUUAUUCCAACAUUAGAUUCCAAUUUGUUGGCAUUGAAAACAUCCAUGUAAUGAGAUCAAGCCUGCAAAAGCUUCUGGAAGUUUGUGGAACAAGAGGCUUAUCAGUCAAUGAUUUUCUGUCUGGCUUGGAGAGCUCUGGAUGGCUGCGACACAUCAAAGCAGUGUUGGAUGCUGCUAUCUUCUUAGCUAAAGCCAUAGCUUUUGAGAGUGCAAGUGUAUUGGUACAUUGCUCUGAUGGCUGGGACCGGACAUCUCAGGUCUGUUCCUUGGGUUCUCUGUUAUUGGAUCCUUUUUAUAGAACAAUUCAAGGAUUCAUGGUUUUGGUGGAAAAAGACUGGAUUGCUUUUGGACACAAAUUUUCAGAUAGAUGUGGACAACUGGAUGGUGACCCAAAGGAAAUAUCCCCAGUGUUUGCCCAAUUUUUAGAAUGCGUCUGGCACCUGACAGAGCAGUUUCCACAGGCCUUUGAGUACAAUGAAGCUUUUCUCCUUCAGAUCCAUGAGCACAUCCAUUCAUGCCAGUUUGGAAACUUCAUUGGAAACUGCCAAAAAGAACGAGAAGAACUCAAAUUGAAACAGAAGACUUUUUCCUUGUGGCCUUUUCUUUUGGAUGACCACAGGAAAUACCUAAAUCCAAUCUACAAUGAACAUUUUUCACAGUCACUUACAGUUCUGGAGCCAGAUACAGCCGCCUUUAAUCUUAAGUUUUGGAGAAACAUGUAUCAUCAGUUUGAUCACACAAUGCAUCCACGGCAAUCUGUACUCAGCCAUGUGAUGAGCAUGAGUGAGCAAAAUAAACAACUGGAGAAAGAUAUUAAAGAACUGGAAAAUAAAUUGGGCCACCAUUUACACAAGGAUUUGGAUGCAGUCUUUGGGAAGGAACCAUUGCAGUCUGUCUGUCCCUCAUCGCUCUGCUUAAAGAAGGAGCAGCCUCUUUUACAUGAGAAUGACUGUAUUCGGACAAUAGAGGGCUCCAACACAGCAGACAAUCGAUACAGCGAGUACAUGGAAGAGUUCUCCAAAACAGAGCCUAGUGUUGUCAGCCUGGAAUACGGAGUGGCAAAAAUGACCUGUUAAAUGUCACACAAAGCAGUUCUGCUUUUCUGAAAAGAUUGAAGUUCAAGACAGGGCAUUUGUGAGUCUGAUCUCUUGGAAUGUAACCAAAAACUAAUGUGUGCAAUGGAAAGCUUCAUUAAUGUAGACUAGAGUGCAUAUUUAGUUUUGAAAAUGUCACUCUUGUAAGAGGUAAUUGAAUUUAACAAUGUUGAAAAGGAUAUGAAAAACUUAAGAAAUCUUUUGUGGGGAAUUGGGAAAUGAAGUUGAAUGCCAUAAUAAAUUGCAGCUACACUAGCUCAUUCCAAAUGUUCACCAGUUUUGGUCCCGAUGGAGUCAUAGUCAAAGUAAACCCAUUGAAAUUAGUGAGAUUUAAACAAGCCAAGAUUUCAGUGAAUCGACUAACAUAUGACUACUUCUAAUUCACCCAGUGUGAUUAUUGCCAAAUAGUAAAUGAUAUUUGACUGUUUGCUUUUAGGAUACAGACAAUUUACUGGGAUCAGUGAACAUCUGUAUAUAAAUGUAAAGUGUGUAUGUGUUCCUGUUUAAUCUAUUGACUGUUACAGUAUUUUCAGUGAAAUCUACAUCAUUAAUUAGUAUCAAGGUAUUAAGAACGAUAUUCAUAUAUAUUGGUUCUGCUUAUGUUUUGAGAGCAGCUCAUUUAGAAUAUCUAAAAUAUGCUUAAUGACUUCUUUAAAUUAUUCUCUUUCAAAACAGUACCAUGAGAUUCACAUCAGUAAUUAUGGAAUAUAAAUUUCUUGUAUUCAGUUUUAACUCAUUAUAAAAGUAAGAAAUCUCUCUCUCUCUCUCUCACUCUCUUUACUUUAUGAUGAAGCUCUAGUUAUAAAGAAAAGGGGAAAAGAAGGUUUCUUAACCUGGUUAAUGAGUUAAAAUUGCAUCCCUAAAACUGUGUAUCUUCCAUAUACUUCUGUCCAACUAUUGGAGGUACAGUUUAGGUAAACUAGGAGUACCACAUGUAUUUCAAGGAUUGGAGUACCCAAUUCCAAGAAUAGGCUGUAUUUCAGAGAGGUCAUAUUUUUAGGCUUCUUGCAAUUAUGUAUGAAAUAACUUGAGCAUCCAAUGAAAUAGAAAGUAUAGGACCAUACCUUGUUUUUGAUUGGAUAUAUUUGCGGUUUCCUGCAGGAUUUUAAUCUGUUUUGUAAAUCUGCUUUAAAAGGUGCAGCUUAAUUUGAAAUAAAAAGCUUGUUAUUCAAUCAGUAGUAUUACCACAUUAAUGUAUUAGUUGAAUAAACGUGAAUUACUAAUCAAGUAGCCACUCUUGGGUAAAGGCUAAGAACAAACUAACAUUUAGGUUUACAAGUCAAAAUGACCGCAGAAUCUUUGAUGUUUUGAAAAUAUAUUAAUGUUCACAUUUACUAUCCAGGACAGUAUCCAAAGUCACAGGAAACAGAUCUCCAGUUUAAGCAGAAUACUUAGGUAAAAGGUAUGCUGUGUAUUUGUGUAGGUGAGUCAGUGUUUUUCCCAAUAUCUUUGUUUUUACUUCACCAGAAAAAAGAAUGGAUUUGCUUUAGUGGGACCCUGUCUCUGUUUGCUUUCUCCCAAUUUGUUUUUAUUGUUCAAAUGAAGAAAAGGAAAUGAGUAUUGAAAGCUGAGAUGGUAAACAUGCAUGCCUUGGGGAUAUCAAACAUCCCAGGUGGUAUAGUAGGUAAUUUGUACCUGAGGGACCAAAUGCUUAUUACACAGACAGUGAAAAUUAGUUUAGCUUUGCAGUAAUCACUGAAGGCUGUGUGAACAGUACCGCCAUCAGGCUACUUAAUUGGGAUUCAGUCACAACAAUUGGGAUUCAGUCACAUAACAGGUGAGAAAAAUCUUACCUGGAACACUUCAAGGGUCACAUUAUAAUGUAUGAAGAAGGAAUGUGGCAAAAAUUGUGCUUUUUGAUAUUGUUGAUGAUGGACCUAUUUAACUACAAAAAAUGGUUAAAAGAGAAAAAAGGGAUCUAUCAUUUACCCAAGAAAUGGUGUAUUGUCAUGUAUUUUGCCUGUUUAGGCAUUGUGCAGAUUUUGCACAGUAAUUUUGAAAAAUAUUAGGGCAGAGAAAUAUGGACCUCUAGUUUUUUCCUACAGAUUAAUAAUUGCUUGUUACCAGAUAUAUUGAAAGUAUAAGACCAUUGUAUUACAAAUUAUUUCUUGCAAUUGUCUUCUGAUUAAAAAAAUACCUAUGUAUAGCUGCAUUAAUCUUGCUGAACUGUUAUAAAAGUAGCUUCUUGAAUCAGUUUCAAUAGUAGAAAUGCAAGUCUUUGGAUUAUCUGCCUCUACAGGUAUUUAUUUUAUAUUCCACUUUUCUAUCAGGAGCUGAAGAUGGUAAGCUUAGUGCUCUCUAUUUUCUCCACAACAACAAAAUAGGUUGGGUUGAGAAAGAGUGACAACCAAAAUCACCCAGUGACCUUUGAUAGAUGAGGAUUAGAAUUACCCAAAUCUACAUUCUGUGUCUCUGUCUCUGUCUCUGUCUCUCUCUCUCUCUCAUACACACACACACACACACACACACACACACACACACACACACACCACUGUUAGUACUACUACUACUACCACUACUACUGCUGAGGAUAUAGAAUGCAACAGAAAUCUUGGAAGGAAUCAGAACAGCAAAUGUAGGUCACAAAACAGCAUACGCUAGGAUACUUGAGAGACACAUUAUAACAGAAUGCUUGUCCUCCUGAGGGUUCUUAAUGAAUGUAAAUGUGGAAUGACUGAUCUAACAAAAGGUAUAACUUAUACAUUUGAUCUUGUUCAGCGCUGGAUGACUGGAACGUAGCUAUGUGACAGUUUUUAAAAAGAGAACCAGGAAAUUAUAGGCUGCUCAGCGGCAUGUUUGUUCUUGACAAAUUAUAGAAAUGAUUAUUAAACAAUGACUAACUCAUCCCACAGCUUUACUGAGAGAAAAUCAGUAUAGAUGGCAGUAAUUACAUCAAUUGUGUGCUUGGAUUUUCACAAGUCUAACAAGGUUCCCUAGCUAAAACUCUAAAGAAGAGUUAGUGGCAGGCUGCUAAUUGGCUAAAAAGGAGAAAAUGGAGAGUGGAAAUAAAUAUUGUUCAUGGAUGUAAGAAUCUGAUCUGUAUUGAAACAAAUGCUUUUUAACUUAUUCAUAAAUGAUCUUGACUUAUACUAAGUAGUAAAUAUGUCAAAUAUGGAUAACUUUGUUUAUGAUGGUGGUGAAUAAAAAAUCUGUUUAAAUUGGA